Messenger RNA from Phyllostomus hastatus (greater spear-nosed bat), 1975 nucleotides. It is a transcript of the gene TBCE, whose product is annotated as tubulin folding cofactor E. The transcript is spliced from 17 exons. Gene Ontology annotation, molecular function: alpha-tubulin binding. Lineage: Eukaryota; Metazoa; Chordata; Mammalia; Chiroptera; Phyllostomidae. Bases 137 to 1771 code for a protein of 544 amino acids. Gene Ontology annotation, biological process: protein folding. The record is from RefSeq and is a predicted model, not a curated record.
ACAAAUGUUCCUGGUGGCCUGUGGCCGGUGGUCGCCUUGCAGUGCUGUUGCUCUUUCUUUCAGUUCCUCGAAGUUUUUUAGAAACUUCCCAGGUGGCCGGAGCUGGGAGUUGCCUGCUCCCUGUGGCUUUGGCUAGAUGCACAGGCUCUGGGGAUCUCCUGUUGUGGAUUCUGGCACCGUUAUCAUGAGUGACACUUUGACGCCAGAGGUCAUUGGUCGAAGAGUUGAUGUCAGUGGAGAACGCGCCACAGUGCUUUUCUACGGCCCCGUCCCUCCUGUGGCAGGACUCUGGUUAGGAGUAGAAUGGGACAACCCUGAGAGGGGCAAGCACGAUGGAAGCCACGAAGGGACUGUGUAUUUUAAAUGCAGCCACCCCACAGGAGGGUCCUUCAUUCGUCCCAACAAGGCCAACUUUGGAGUAGACUUUCUCACUGCAGUUGAGAACCGCUAUGUGUUAAAAGAUGGACCAGAGGAAGACGGAAAAGAGCAAAUUGUGAAAAUUGCAAAUAGACCCGUGGAAACGAUUGGUUUUGACUCUAUUAGAAAACAGCAAAGCCAGCUGAGCACGUUGCAAGAAAUUUCUCUGAGGAAAUGCGCUGUAUGUUGUGCCGGGGACAAAGGAGCCAUUGCCAAAGCGUGUCCCAACGUGAGAGAAGUAGAUCUGUCAGCAAACCUGCUGUCGGCGUGGGGCGAAGUCGUGGACAUUGCGGAUCAGCUCAGACACCUGGAGGUCCUCAAUCUCAGGGACAACAGGCUGAGGUUUCCCGCCGCCGGCUCGCCGCCUGCAGCCGCAGCGUUUCCUGCACUGAAGGUCCUGGUCCUCAGCCGAACGGGAGUGACGUGGGCCGAGGUGCUGCGCUGUGCCGAGGGCUGGCCGGCCCUGGAGGAGCUCUACCUGGAGUCGAACGGCCUUUCCAUCUCCGAAAGGCCGGCUGAUGUUCUACAGAUGGUCAAGUUAUUAGACCUUUCCCAUAAUCAGUUAAUUGAUGAAAAUCAGCUGUUUCUAAUAGCAUAUCUGCCCAGAUUAGAACAACUAAUUCUUUGUAACACGGGGAUUUCUUCUCUACAUUUCCCAGAUGCUGGGAUCGGGUGCAAGACAUCGAUGUUCCCUUCCUUGCAGAACCUUGUAGUCAACGACAACCGGAUAUCUCAGUGGUCGUCUAUCAACGAGCUGGAUAAGCUGCAGAGCCUGCGCUCUCUGUCCUGCCGAAGAAACCCCCUGACUGAGGGGAACGGCGAGCAGACCGCCUACCGGUUCAUCAUCGCCAAGAUCGGUCAGCUGCAGACCCUGAACAAAUGCCAGAUUCUCCCCGAGGACAGGCGUGGAGCCGAGCUGGAGUACAGAAAGGCGUUUGGAAAUGAGUGGAAAAAGGCGGGCGGACACCAGGAUCCAGACAAGAACAGGCCGAGCGAGGAGUUCCUGGCAGCCCACCCCAGAUACCAGGCGCUCUGCCUCAAGUAUGGUGCGCCUGAAGACGGGGAGCUCAAAACACAGCAGCCCUGUUUGCUCAAAAAUCAGCUGCUAGCACUGAGGAUAAAGUACCCUAACCAUCUCGAUCAGAAAGUCUUGGAGAAACAACUACCAGACUCCAUGACAAUUCAGAAGGUGAAAGGGCUGCUGUCACGCCUCCUCAGAGUUCCCGUGUCAGACCUCCUGCUGUCCUACGAGAGUCCCAAAAUGCCGGGCAGAGAGAUUGAGCUAGAAAAUGACCAACAGUCGUUACAGUUUUACUCUGUGGAAAGUGGAGACUGUCUGUUGGUGCGAUGGUGACGGCCCACUGGUGAAGCUGACACCACACUGUCACCGGGCCUGGGGUUCCCUGGAAACGAAUGCUGUGUUAGAGCAGCUCUGCUGCCACACACACGAAAAAGGUUUUGUAACUUGCCCUACAUACAGAAAAGGUGGUACUUUUCAUUAGAAAGAAACCACUUCUAGGCUUGUAUAUAAUAGCAAUAAUAAAGGCUUUGUACCUAC